AUGCGCCAAGCCCCAAGCUCAGAGGCUGCGGCUGCACGACACGCUGCGACGUGGGAUAAUUUCAGCUCGCACGCCCAUCCUCGGCGGCGAACGGCGCCGGCAGUUCAGGACCCUGUGCAGACGGUGGGCGUGAGCUGGCCACUGCACGAUAAUCUGGUGACCGCACUGAAAAAGGCGCGCGUGAUGCCGUCAGCACCUCGCACGAUGGUGCAGGGCGCGUUUGCCGUGCUGCAAAGAAACAACAACGCCCUGCCCGCUGCCUCACAGCAGCAGCAGCCAUACCACCCCGCCGCCUCCGCCCAGCACUCCCCGUCGUUGCACGCCGCGACGCACCCUCAGACACACCCGGCGCCGCCUGCAAAUGGUCUAGCGAUGCAGCAUUCGUACGAUGACGCCCGCCGUCGCUCGCUCGGUACCGCGGGCAGCCCGCAAUAUGGACGAGGUGAGUUUUGGACACCAUACAUGUUUGCGCGCGAACCUCACAAUCGCGCGUCAGGACCACUAGAGCCUCCGCCGCAGCCUCCUUCCUACCCCACCCGAAACAUGCCCCCACCGUCGUCACCGCAAACAGCACCAACCUCGUCGUCGCAACUUGGCUCUGCGCCGCGGGGCCCUCCCACAGCUUCACCCUUCGCCGGUGUUCGCGAUCUUGCCAGUAGCCAUCGCCCUGGUAUGUCCAUAUCGGCCAUACUCGGCGGCGGCGAGGAGCGCAAACCGAAUGGAUCGCCGCAUAGCACCGUCGCUGCGCCCACCUAUACACCAAAGUCGAUGCAGCCCCCAUCACCAGGAAGAGCACGCUCAGCUAGUAUGCGAGAAAGUGGCGAUAGAGGGAUGAGGAACUCGAGUCCUCCAAGAAUUGGAAUAUUUGGUGAGCCGCCACGGACAGCGUCGGAGCCGCGCAGGGAUAAUGUAUUUGGCUCUCCGCAAUUUCGACGCGAACCAGGCCACAGCUUCCGCGCCUUCCAGCCAGGCGUUCAGGAUCAACCCCAUCACAUCAACGGACAUGGAGCGCCAGCACGCCCGACUAGUCAGCCGGUGGAGACCGUCGCUCGUGGACUACCUGAGAUGGAUCAUCGUGAAGCGCCCCACGACGGACGGGCAGGCAUGUUCCGUCCCUUCGGAGAGCCCUUACCACCACGAGCCGAACCAGCGCAUCGAGUCGAUCGACAGCCCUUUCACAAUGGUAUUACAUCACAUCCGCAAGAUCGACCGCCUUUUAGCAGUCCACAGGCCGAACGCGAGAGAUUGUCACAAGGCCCUCCGCGAUUUCCUGGCGGUUUUGGGGGUCUCCUACGGGAUGAGCAAAGUUCACUGUUCAGACCAACUUUCCAGCCAACAUCACACCCAGUGGACAAUGCUCGGGAGUCUAUCGAGGGAAGAGCGCAGGAAAUGCGCCGUCAGCUGUCCCGCCCGUCGCCCGCUCCAGCAGAGGCAGCACCGUACGAGCGGCAUCGCAAUGGAUUUGUGGAACGGCCUCUGACGCUUGAAGAUCACCAGAAAAUGGACCCUUUACAUCGUGGACAAUCACGAAAGGAGAGUGAGGGAUCGGUCCACCGCGCGAUCCUCAACAUUAGUCCCGAGUUGAAUCGGAAAGGCCGAAACUCACCACUCCCUCAAGCCGUGCAGGGUGCUCAACCCAGACAUAUCGGACCUGGAGGCGACAAUCCGGGAAUCAAGAUGGAGUUUGGGCGCAUGUUUAGUGGUCUUGGAUCUGGCGUAGGCAGCGUCACCCCCAAUCCCCAUCACGCGGUGAAUGGAAUGUCGACACCAUCGCGCAUGAGCCCUUCGUCGCGACACAUCGACGGACACGACAUGGCUCGGUCUGCAGUUGCAGAUAUUGACCAGAGGAGAAGCGGGUCCAAGGCUGGGUCUCGAGCUGGAAGGAGAAACGGACGUCGUUCGAGAGAUGAUGGAGAACAUCCAGACGGCGGCGACGGAAGACAUACCCCAGAUCUGCAGCGUAACAAACGCGCAAAGACCAACCAUGCCACACACCACCACCAUCACCACAUGCACCCACAUCAUCAUCACCAUCACCACCAUGAGGCCGCCGAAAGCACGCCUGGAUCGUUCAGCAUGCUUCGCUUCAACUCGAACCCAGGCGCCACUCCCCAACCUCACGUUAUGCUAACUCAAGGACAUCAUCAUCACCACCACGCUCAUCCAGGGCAUCAUCAUCAACAUCCGCCUCGUGCGUCGCAUCCUGCCAAGAAGCCUACAACGACAGUACGAAGCGAGAAGGUGCUUGCCGAAUGCGCGGACAAACCCAGAAAGCAUCUUGGAUCGCAGCUCUACACGACCGAAUUGACGAUGCCUCCGGCUACCAGCGCGCCAGUUGACAGCAGGAUCAAAUUUUCCAGCAAGAUGAAGCCCAUCCCUGUGUUUCAGGAGCAGGAGAACUGCACGUUUACGGUGCGAGUCCCGCGGUACUAUCUCUCCCCAAGUGAGCCCGGAUCAGAUCGAACUCCGAGCCUGGAGGAAAUAUGUAGACACCGGCAGCUUUGGGGCACGGAAAUUUACACCGACGACUCUGAUGUGGUUGCCGCAGCUGUGCACUCGGGUUGGAUCAAGGGAGACUUUGGCGACUACAACGAUGAUCUUCACGAAGUCGGCGAUGACAAUCCGGAGCCUAACGACGACCAGACUGUGACUCUUUCGCUACCGGCGCGGCCAGGUCGGCCGGUGAAAGUCCCGCCGGGUCAUGAUGCACACAUAACCGUGCUCGUCCUACCACCGUUGCAAUCGUACGCGGCAACGAAUCAACAUCACAUUCUAUCUCGGGAUUGGAAAGAGGCUCACGACGGGAUGUCAUAUAUGAUCCACAGCAUUGACUUUGUUGACGAGGGUGCUUCGAGCCGCUUCAUGGAGCGGAGCGCAGCCGCAAGAAAAAACAGAAUCGCAAUCGAGGAAGCGAACAGAAGGCAAGAAGCUGCAGCAGGGCUGCUGAUGUUUGCUAACGGCAAUGGGACCGUCCGCGUGGGAGCGUAG
This is a messenger RNA of Zasmidium cellare ATCC 36951, 2988 nucleotides long. RefSeq lists its product as uncharacterized. The transcript has 3 exons. NCBI's taxonomy places the organism in Eukaryota, Fungi, Ascomycota, Dothideomycetes, Mycosphaerellales, Mycosphaerellaceae. Bases 1 to 2988 code for a protein of 995 amino acids. The record is from RefSeq and is a predicted model, not a curated record.